Bactrocera tryoni is the source of this 677-nucleotide messenger RNA. RefSeq lists its product as uncharacterized. The transcript has 6 exons. The record is from RefSeq and is a predicted model, not a curated record. NCBI's taxonomy places the organism in Eukaryota, Metazoa, Arthropoda, Insecta, Diptera, Tephritidae. Bases 60 to 677 code for a protein of 205 amino acids.
UAUCGCAUAAUUUUUACGCUAGCUCUUCAAGUCAAGUACUCACUCCGCACAGCCAAAACAUGUUUUGCUCUGAAGAAACUGCAACUGCUUCCGAGGGCUUAGAUGCAAACAAAGAUAUAAUGGCCAAGUUAGAUUUAAUUUUGGAAAAGCAAUUGAACUUGGAAAGUCGCCUGGACAAAUUGGAAGAAAACAUAAUUAAUAAAACUGAUGUCAUGGCCCACCACAAAAUCGUGCGAGAGACGAAAGUCCUAGUAAAAAAGGUGCAGCAGACAGUGUGCCGCAUCUCGGGAGAAAGUUGCGAAGACUUUCACACCGAACUGGCAGUUCUUAUGCCAAUGCAGACCUUGGAUGCGGUCUUUGAUUUGGAGGAGAAGAUAUUAGAAAAAAAUUAUGAAGAUGCAGUUAUAACAUAUCUUUUCACUUUAAAGGGCACUUCUGGGGAUAUUGGCGAAGUUAUGAAGCGAGUUUUUAGCGACGAAGUCCUCAGUUUGUUCAAUUGGGAUGGGAGGUGCGGGAAGAAAUCGCUUUCAGAAUUAAAAAUAGUUAGCGUGGCUCUAUUUGAAAUUUUCAAACUGCAUGAACGCAUCGACUUCGAAAAGGAAGUCCUAAAGAGCGUUGAGCAAAGCCACAACAGGCAAAAGCAAAAACGCUAUUUGCUGAACAAAAAAAACUUAUAA